UUUCUAAUUCAGCUAUAUCAUGUAUUUGUCCAACAGAUAAAUAUAUCAACCUACAGAAACUAACCUGAAUGUAAUCAGAACUAGAACGAAAGACUGGUUAUUUGAAAUCUCAGCAUUAUGAAGCAAUAGUUGCCUUUUUGGCAAAAACAUCUACCUCAAGUUGAUACGAGCAAGGAAGGCUCUUUAUUAAGAGACAAAUCAAAUUUUUAUACAACAAACUAUCAAAUUGAUAUAUCAGUGACUCAGUGACAUAUACAAAAGGAAUUAAGGCUAGCCAUUUUGGUUAGUUUUCUUAAAUUGUGAGAGCUUCUCUCACUUCUCAGAAUGGGCAUAUCACCGAGCAGCCAUGAGACUCUUAUGAGCUCAAACAAGUGUGUCUGCUGUAACAGGUCUUACUGGAUAUUGUUCGAGCGGGAACAUUUCUCCCACGGUGCGUGUCGCUGGGCCUUCCGUGGAACAUAUAAUGGCGAUGGAAAACAUGGGGGUAGCAAAUGUGUCGCCAAAGUUUUCAAAGCCAAAGUAGCCAGACACUACAACAACUGGGUUCCAGAUCUUGCGGCAUCUGAGCAGGCACAGAGAAUGGCAAAAAGUUUCAACAAAGAGCACCCGACUAGUCGACCGAUUCAGUUCAUAACCCCACUCAUAUGCAAAAUGGACAAAAUUGGAGACCACGGAGGGUUUUUGUGGAUUCGAGACGAAGACGAAAGAUAUGUGAAAAAACAGGAGUGGGUUGCCGUAGAGCCUUUCAUCGAUGGCGAGUACAAAAAGUUCAACUCAAACAGCGGAGCAGUCUUGGAGUGGUCCGAAGCACUUGCCGCGUUUUCUCACUACACUUAUAACGCAUCGGACCGAGAGCUAAUUGUUUGCGAUUUGCAAGGGGUUCGAGCCCGAAACUACUACUCUCUGACUGACCCGGCGAUUUGCUCACGUGAUCAAAUCUACGGACCUACAGAUAUGGGAGCAACUGGUAUUUCACAGUUCUUCGAGAAGCAUAGAUGUACGCAGAUAUGCAAAUAUUUUGCGAAACCAGAAAUCGACAACAGCUACAUCGUGAAAGGCUUGCAACCUAAAAGGAGUUCAAGUUAUACCUUUGAACUCACAAGAGUCCAGAGCACAGCAAACCGAGAUUUCAAAAAUCGAAAGACCCUGCCCGCAAUUUCCGAAUUUUGACCGCGCUAAUAAAAACUUGCGAUAAUACAAGCUGAACUUCGAAAUAAAACUAUGAGCUGUGGUUAUAUUGAUUUCACGGAUUUUAUUUUGCUAUCUGACAACAUAUUCAACAAAGUUUGUAUUA
Messenger RNA from Symsagittifera roscoffensis, 1294 nucleotides. RefSeq names its product alpha-protein kinase vwkA-like. Gene Ontology annotation, biological process: protein phosphorylation. NCBI's taxonomy places the organism in Eukaryota, Metazoa, Xenacoelomorpha, Acoela, Convolutidae. The record is from RefSeq and is a predicted model, not a curated record. The transcript has 5 exons. The coding region runs from base 325 to 1170 and encodes 281 amino acids. Gene Ontology annotation, molecular function: ATP binding; protein serine/threonine kinase activity.